Messenger RNA from Trachymyrmex cornetzi, 266 nucleotides. RefSeq names its product DNA excision repair protein ERCC-1-like. Gene Ontology annotation, biological process: mitotic recombination; UV-damage excision repair. The record is from RefSeq and is a predicted model, not a curated record. The annotation marks the transcript as partial. The transcript is spliced from 2 exons. Lineage: Eukaryota; Metazoa; Arthropoda; Insecta; Hymenoptera; Formicidae. Gene Ontology annotation, molecular function: damaged DNA binding; single-stranded DNA binding. Gene Ontology annotation, cellular component: nucleus; ERCC4-ERCC1 complex; nucleotide-excision repair factor 1 complex.
CUGCUUUUAGCAACUUGAAGAAAUCUGAGUUUUUCACAGAUUUGCCAGCUUCUAAGCCUGAAACUUCCACGGCAAUAUCUUCAAGUAGAACCAGCACUGUCCUUGUCAGUCCAAAGCAAAAAGGCAAUCCGUUACUAAAGUUUAUAACAAAUGUAUUAUGGGAAUAUUCCAACAUUGUGCCAGAUUACGUAAUGGGAAAAACUACAUGUGCUCUUUUCUUAUCAAUUCGUUAUCACCAAUUAAAUCCUGAUUAUAUUCAUGAAAGA